AUGAUGAAGAGUGAUCAAAUGAGUUCUAAAAAUGUAAAAACAAAUUUUAACUGUGCAAUUUGUGGUAUUACGGCUAUUAGUAAAUGUGCAGCAUGUUCAUUGGUUGCUUAUUGUUCUAAGGAACAUCAAAAAAUUCACUGGAUAAAACAUAAAAAUAAAUGUGUAUCUUAUGAGGUAAUUUAAAACAAUUAAUAUUUUUUAUUAACUAUUGUUUAUUGUUUAUUUAUGGUAUUUAUUGUUUUCACUUUUUUAGGUUCAAACCAAUUCUAAUUUAGGUCGUCAUCUAAUUGCUAAGCGUGCCAUUAAUCCAUUUGAUGUUAUAAUCAAGGAAGAACCAUUAGUUCUGGGUUCUAAGUUUCCAACUACAGAACCUGUGUGCAUAAAAUGUUUACGCCAUUUGAAAAGGUCACAUUCCACUAUUGAAUCUUUGUGUGAACAAUGUUUGUGGCCAGUUUGUGGUGCUGAAUGUAUAACAUCAAUUAAUGCUAAUAUUCAUGAUGAAGAAUGCAAAGUAUUGGUUUUAGGAGCAGAAAAGAUUGCAAAAACCAAUAAUUACAUGUAUAAUGUUUUAACUCCUUUAAAAUGUAUUUUAUUACAAUUUACGGAUAAAAUCAAAUGGAAUUGUCUUAUGGAAUUUCCUUCUCACAUGGAACAUAGAGGCUUAGGUUCUGAAGUAUAUGAGUAUGAUACUUAUAAAUUAAUUGUUUCAAUAUUUAAAUAUUGUAUUAAAAUAUAUUUCCAAUGUUUUAGGGAAAUUAAUUUAAUUUGUGAUUAUUUAAAUCAAAAUUUUUUGAAAAAAUUAGAUUUAAAAGUCUCGUCAGAUCUUAUACAUAAAGUAUGUGGUAUUUUAGACGUAAAUUCAUUAGAUAUUCAAGUACCUGAAAUGGAGUUAUCAGCCAUAUACUCUACUGUAAGCAUCCUAGAACACAAUUGUUUACCAAAUAUUAGCUUUUCAUAUGAUAAAUUUGGAUGUAUUAGUGUUUACGCUGCUCGAAAAAUUGCUAAGUAACAACAAUUGUAUUAAAAUAUAGUAAAAGCUAAAACAAAAAUACUUAUAAAUAUUACAUAAUAAUAGGAAUGAACAUCUAAGUAUCAUGUACACAAAUGCACUAUGGGGUACUCGGGAAAGACAAGUACAUCUUAUGUCAACAAAAUAUUUUAAAUGCAGUUGUAAAAGAUGUUCUGAUCCUACAGAACUUGGUACUAAUUUUAGUACAAUUAUAUGUAAUGUAAGUAUUAAUAUUGAAAUAUACCUUUUAUGAUUAAAUAGCAAUACAUAUUUUAAAUUUAAACUAUAUAUUACAUAAAAUUAUAUCUUAAAAUAAGUCUAAAUACUUAACAGGUGAAAGAUUUUUGUAAAGGGAAUCUUACCUCUAAAAAUCCGUUAGAUAUUUCUAGUGAAUGGGAGUGCGAUAGAUGUCCAAAUACUGCUAUGCCAGACAAAAUUGAUACAAUUUUAACAAAUUUAAAUGGUGUUGUUGAAAAAGCACUACAAGUACAUAAUUUUAUAUUGAUAAAUGAUAAUUACUUACUAGCAUAAUAUAUUCUUAUUGAUCAUAGAAUCCAAGUAUAAAUUCACUAGAAAAAGCUCUUUCAAAAUUAACUAAUUAUCUUCAUCCAAAUCAUUACUUAAGCUUCAACAUAAAACAUACAUUAAUACAGCUGUAUGGUCAUGCAAUGGGAUACAAACAUUCAAUGCUUACUGACAGUUUAUUAAAAAGAAAAUUGGGUAUGAACUAAACUCAACAAAAUAUUAUUUUAAAAAAUAACAAACAUUAUUUUACUCCUGUAGAACUAUGCAGAGAAAUGUUUUUCAUCCUAAACAUCAUAGAUCCAUUAUACAUACGAUUGAACAUUUACUCUUCAGUGAUAUUAUAUGAACUUCAUUUGGCCUUAUUGGAAUCAGCUGCUAGAAUAUCAAAAAAUAAAGCUGAAAGUAAAGGAAUGCAUGAUGAAGCUAAAGAAGUAUUAUCUAAAGCAUUAGAUAUUCUUAAAAAUGAGUCUGAAGGAUCCUCAGGUUAUAAAUUACUACAAGCGUACAAAUCGAAUAACAAUAUUUUAUAACAGGAAACUCAAGUUGCAUUAGAGAACAUUUGUUUAAAUUUAAUUGAAUCUUGAUAUUGAGAGGUCCUGUGCAAAAACCAGAUAAGUCUACUUUUUCAGAAAAUUAGUAUUUGGUAAUUUUAAAUACAGUUUUUUUCUCUUUCAAUUGUGUGCAACAAAACAAGAACAAGAUAAGUCUGAAAUUUAUAUACAAUAUCUAUAAAAGUAACAUUUUAUGUAGAAACACCCGAUAAGUCUAAACUAAUUUUUCUUUCCAUGAACAAUUUUAAAAAGUGGACUUAUUUAAUUGUUGUACAUAGCUCUUCAAUUAUAGAUUAGCUUAAAUUGUAACUUAUAUGAUUAAUUUUAUAAAUUAAUUUUGAUUUGCAAGUUGUAGUGCAUUUAUCAAUGAUAAUAUAGGGCAUUAUUAGACUAGUAUAAAAUAUGAAAGCAAUAGAAAAUGAAUUUAUCUAGAUACUUAACAUAUAAUA
Messenger RNA from Cinara cedri, 2534 nucleotides. The record is from the annotation of a GenBank genome assembly. Lineage: Eukaryota; Metazoa; Arthropoda; Insecta; Hemiptera; Aphididae.